AUAAGUGAUUAGGAAAGCCCUAUCUGUGUUUUAUUUUGAAAAACAAGAAAACCCGGAAACUGAUGGAAACAACUUCCGUUCCUUACUGCCUGAAUGGUAUGUGGAGAGAACGGCAACUUUAGACCGGGAAGUGGGGCAUCUAAAUCAAAUCUAGCUAGCUAACUUUUCAAGUAUACCUUAGCUUCCUGUUGACCAUUGUAUGAGGCCGAGAUGCAAAGUCAGGAUCCAUGCGAAAAUUGUCCCCCUCUUCUUCUUCCCUCUCUGCGUCUCUUCAUUCCACCACUGCGGCUUGUCUCUGCAGCCAUGUGGCAAGUGGUUCAACGAGGAGAUGUUCAGAUUAUGGGAUGCUGGAGGAGUUUGUCACCAUGGUUACAGAGAUUGUGCCAGAGCUUUUGAGUUGCGGUCAGAGGGCCAACUAGUCCUGGGGCUUAGAGCAAGGUUGGUUUUGGAGUUGUGUCGCACUGAGCAGACAUUAGACCUCACAAAAAUUCAAAAACACCUGGACAGGAUCCGAUCCCUCACAUCCACUGAGGAAGCAGAGUCAGGUGAUGCAGAGGUGGAAUUAUCUGAAUCAAACUUUGUGAAACUGGUUGAAUCUCUGCUGAAAGACCCAAGUGAAAGGGAGAACUUCUACCAGGACGUGUUCCCUGUGGAAUUUGGGCCCAAGUAUGACACUGCAAUACAGAUGCUGAUGUUAGAAUUCCUUUCCAGACUUGAGAAGUUACUUCCCAUACCAGACCUUGAACAGACUGCCUCCUUGUUAAAUGCUGUCCCCUCUGCCCGGAGAAAUGUGUACAGUUUGUACCUGACCCCAAACAAUUGAGGACCCUGCUCCAGUACCACAGAAAACGUGGACAUUUGGACUCCAUCCGUAAGUAUCGCACAGAUUUAUAGAGAAUCCAUGGCUUGGAUUGUUUCUGCAAAAAUGGCAAAUGAUGAGUGUCAGGAGAGGAAAUAUAUUAUUGGUUUUGUUUGUCUGGUAACAGUUUAUAUUUGAGCAUUGAUAUAAUUAUCAUAUAUGCUGUUCAAUUUAACCUUCAUUUUUUAAUUGUCUCCCUCUUUUGCAUAAAAAGGAACUCCAUCUCCUUUGGUGACUUCAUCCUCUCCUCUCUGUCUCUUCCUCCAUAUGUGCGAGUGGUGACUGCCCCAGAUGUAGACUCAGAUACACAAUCAGAAGGGAUGAAUUUGGAGGGAAUGGAAGCAAGAGAGUUGUUGGAGAAUCGGACAAAGGAAAUCGAUGUACUAGUCCCAGCAGAUGAAGUUAAAAGAUAAAUAAUUACUGAGCAGGAUUACGUUAUGAACAUGGAGUCUGCCGUUGGGGAAAUUGACAAUCAAGCUGUCACUGGCUUGAAUUUACUCAGACCAUCACAUUUUCAACAAUUAAAACGAAGCAAAAGGCUGCAAAUUAAGAAAAUGUUUUCAAAACGACGGAAACCUCGAAAGACCGAUUCCUCCGGGCGCGCAAUCAAACAGCCAUCAUCCAAGGUGCGCGUCUCCCCCAAAGGACGAAAACCACGAAAAACUGAUUCUUCCGGGCGUGCAAUCAAACAGCCAUCAUCCUCCAAGGGUCGGCCCUCCCAAAGAAGUCAUGCAAAAGAGGCCCAUUCAGUAAGACAUGUGAAGUGUGUGGGAAGACUUUCACUCGAGUCACAGCCAUGAAAAGGCAUCAGCUAACCCACACUGGAGAUCUCAAGUUUAAGUGCCUCAUGUGUGAAAAAAGCUUCAGGGAUGGUCAUAAUCUGAAGAGACACCAGAGCGCAGUUUGUGAAAAGGAGCUAAACAUGUUGGAUGAAGAUAAAAAAGAGGAAGAGAUCCCACAACCCUCAACUAGCAAACCUCAGAUCACAUCACUCCUCAAGACUCCCUCUCCACCAGAGCCAUCUCAUCAAGGAACUCUGACACUAUCACAGCCACUAACACAUGCUCUGUGUGUGGGAGGUAUUUUGCUCGACUUCCAGCUUGGUAAGGCAUAUGAGCUCCCACUCAAAAGAGCGUCCAUUUGGUGUGUCAAUUGUGAUAAGAGAUUCAAGUAUUCGUACGAUUUGAAAAAACACCAGAGAGAAUUGUGUCAGAAAAUGACCCAGGGAGAUUUGUGUCAGGAUGUUGGUCAGAACAUGGCACAACAAAAGAGUGGCCUGCAACCAGAGAAGGAUUUUCUUGCCACUGCAGAGAAUCGAACCCAGGUAGAUUCAAAACCUGUUAUGUCUGUGGUAAGAUUUUGACUUGUACCUCACAGAUGGAAAGGCACUUGAAAUCUCACUCAAAGCACGUCCCUUUAAUUGUGCUGUUUGUGAGAGAAGUUUUAAGUACAAAGAUACCUUGAAGAAACAUCAGGAAAUCCUUGGCCACGAGGCAUUCUAGAAGACUUGGGUCAGAGUGUGGACCAGCUAGAAGUGGAAGUUAACACAGAGAUUGCAUCAGCCCUCUCACUACCAAGGAAAUCGACACUGAGCCCCUUAUCACGGCUGCUACCUCAGUGCCGACUCUCAAAGAACCCAAACCAUGCACUGUGUGUGGGAAGAUUUUAACCGUGCUUCAGUUAUGGCUAUUCAUAUGCGAUCCCAUUCAGAUGAGCGUCCUUAUCAAUGUGGCAACGUGAACAGCGCUUCAAGUACAUGCACAAUCUGAAUCAACACCAGAGAUAUAUCUGUAAGGUGAACCGAGAAGAGUCCUCUCAGAUGGUAGACCAGCACCAAGAGGAGGCGUCUAGUGAACUGCUGGCUGUUUAGGCUGAUACCCCAGAGACAUCUACCGAUCAACUACAACUGGUUCACUGGUGUAAAAAAUUGGAAAGUGUUUCGAUGACAUCUGUAAUUUGAAGCAACACCAGGAAAGUUCAUGCAAAGAGGAAAAAGUAAAGGUGUCUUCCAAUGUUAAAAAGAAAGGUAGUCUUCAAAUGUGAUGAUUGUGGGAAGGACUUCAAAGGUUCAUCAUCCCUAAGGACACACAAGCGAAUUCACAACCCAUUCUAUUGCUCUGAUUGUGGAAGGGUCCUCCCAAACUCCAUUGCCUUUGACAGACACAAGCUGAUGCAGCACAAGGAAUCCAGUGUACCAUGUGUGAGAAGACCUUUACCCUGUUGGGGCGUCUGAGAGAUCACUAUCUGCAUCAACAUAAAUUCACAGGACCAUACGCCUGCUCUCAAUGUGAGAAAACCUUUACCCAGUUAAGAUACCUGUUUGAACAUGGAGAGUUCAUUCAGGAGAUACCCUUACCAGUGCUCUGUUUGUCAAGCAAAGUUCAAUAAAGCAAAUCUCUAAACAUACACAGUAGGAAGCACACAGGAGAAAAGCCGUUCCUGUGCUGGCAGUGUGGAAAGAGUUACAAGGAUCGUGGAAACCUGUCAAUGCAUAUGGGGACUCACUCAGAGAGAGACCCUUUUCUUGUUCGCAGUGUGACAUGACUUAUCGGACAAAGAUUCAGCUGAAUACACACAUUGAGCAAGUUCAUGAGGGGUGAGAUAUACUUGUGCAGUCUGUGGAAAGCAGUUUUUGAAAGCAGUGUCAUUGAUAAGACAUGAACUCACUCACACAGGAGAAAGACCAUGGCCAUGCUCCUAUUGCACAAAAACCUUCAUCACUGCCAAUGAAAGGAGAUUGCAUGAAAGAUACCAUACUGGUGAGAGACCAUACAAAUGCCAAGACUGUGGAAAGUCCUUCGUACAGUUAUGUUUUCUGAAAGCACACCAACGACUUCACACAGGAGAGAAGCCAUUUGCAUGUAGCGUUUGUGACAAACGUUUCAGAUUGAAUUACCAUAGGCAAAGACACGAGCAAACCCAUACAGGAAAACAGAAGCCACAUGUGUGUGCGGAAUGUGGGUUAGCUUUCGCUCAAAGAAAGCGCUUGACUGAACACCAAUGCACUCACUCCUUGAAUUAAAAUGUACUUUCUUUUAACUCUAA
This is a messenger RNA of Salvelinus sp. IW2-2015, 3904 nucleotides long. The record is from RefSeq and is a predicted model, not a curated record. NCBI's taxonomy places the organism in Eukaryota, Metazoa, Chordata, Actinopteri, Salmoniformes, Salmonidae.